UGCACAGACUAACAUUGCAAUUUUGUUAAUAUAAGAGAAGUGGCGACUCUUGAUUAACAUAUUUAAAUAUUUAUUCUUGCUUUUUCUUUAUUUCUUGAUCACAAACAUUGUAUUUUAUUACAUACAAUAUUUUCAUAAGUGAAUAAAAUGAUCUUACUUCGUUCGUCAUAGUAUACAUAAAUUAUAGCUUUAUUCAGUGUAUUAUGUUGUAAAUUAUAUUUGUAUAAUCAUAAACGUUGUGAACUUUAAUCCAACUAUAUAAUUAGAAGUUAUAGCAACUUUUCUACUUUCGUUAUUUUUCUAUCAAAAGCAAAACAAUGUCUGCUGCAAACGCAGCUCCCAUUACAGCUACAGACAGCUUAUCUCAAGCACUAAAAGCCAAUAUCAUUCCUAAUCAGGAAUAUUUACUGCAGGGAUCUGUCUUAGAUUCUGCUGUAGAAGUAUUACUUCAUAGGUUACGCGGCCUUUGCGAUAAUGUUGAUGCUGGCCCUGAAACGUUUAAUGACCAAGAAGUUUGUUUUAGUCUACGAGAUCCUAAUCAACAGGCUGCACCUUUAAUGUUGAGAGUACGUAAAGCACUUGAUGUACGUGACAUGCCAUAUCAGCUCCGAUACAUUGGGCAGCCUGACCUUGGAGACAAGAACCGGCCUACUGUUGUGAGGUCCAGUCUUGACAUUGCCUGUAAUGGUAUGCUGCUAGAGUUUCUCAAUGAGCUGGGUUGUCGAAUUGAAUUUGAAUAUAGUGUUAAAGGUUAUAUGUUUAGAAAAGGCCGUAUGAAAAUCACUGUUGCUAAAGUUUUCAAGAUCUCACAAAGUUCAAUGACACCAGAACCAAUAUCGCAGAGCUACUUAGUAGAACUAUCUGUCCUAGCACCACAAGGCCAAGAUGCUAUUGCUGAAGACAUGCGUGCAUUUGCUGACCAACUGAGACCUCUCGUACACCUUGACAAGAUUGACUACAAGCGGCUGGGCCACAUGUCCGUCACAUAGCCAAUGUUUCUCACUUAGACUGUCUUAGCACACUUUACUUUGUACUUCAGAGACUUGUGCGAAGACAGCCUCAGUUGUCGAAGUGAAAUUUUAUAAAUGAACUUUGUAUUUAUUUUACGUGCUACUGUGAUUUUUAAUCUAGUAAUGUUAUCUGUAGUUACUGUGGACUUAAGUUCAAUACAAUGAAAUCACAAAAUUGCAGAAUUUUGUAAGUUAGCAUCACAGAAAAUGAAAAAUAGAAUAUAGCUUUCUUAGAAAUAUCGAGCAACAACUACAUCAGAAUUAUAAUGUGUACGAAAUUUAUUAAUAAGACAUUAGUAAGAUCUACAGUACUAUUUGGGAACUAAUUUAGUUAUUGUCAUUUUGGUGAAUCAUUAUAGGAUUUUACUAACUACAUUCCUAAUUACGAUUUCGCUAAAUGGAUCGCUUAUUACAACUUUAUUUAUCUAUUAUUACAAUUAUUUUAUUUAUCAAAAUUUUAUUUUUCUACCAAAAUUUAUUCCUAACAAUUCUGAAAUGCAUCCCAACUGCCAUUUCUGUUUAUAUUUUUUUUAGAAUCCUGUCUCGAAUCACCAAAGUGACCAUUUUAGAACCAUCACAGGCCGCGUAGUGUUAAAGAUAUCCUUGUCUCUUGUCCGUCUUAAAGUAUAUAUGAGUUAAAAAAAAAAACUCAUUUAAAAUUGUUGUCUUUUAUAAUUUAUGAUAGGUACCUAUUUCUAAUAUACAGGAAAAAAGUGUAAUACGUAACUGAAACCAGUGAAAAUAAUAUUAGUUUCAGUUUUCUGCUCAUGCAAUUGUAACGAAAUUAUAUAAUAUUAUAUAUCAAUUGUCAGUUAUAUUUAUUCCAUACUAUAUUAAUUACAAAAUUAUUAUUGCAAA
Molecule: messenger RNA, 1868 nt
Organism: Galleria mellonella (greater wax moth)
Lineage: Eukaryota; Metazoa; Arthropoda; Insecta; Lepidoptera; Pyralidae
Gene: MED18
Product: mediator of RNA polymerase II transcription subunit 18
Exons: 5
Coding region: 318-989 (223 amino acids)
Biological process (GO): termination of RNA polymerase II transcription; regulation of transcription by RNA polymerase II
Cellular component (GO): mediator complex; core mediator complex
Molecular function (GO): transcription coregulator activity
Source: RefSeq, a predicted model, not a curated record